Messenger RNA from Dictyostelium purpureum, 2457 nucleotides. RefSeq lists its product as uncharacterized. Gene Ontology annotation, molecular function: protein binding. The transcript has 2 exons. The annotation marks the transcript as partial. The record is from RefSeq and is a predicted model, not a curated record. Lineage: Eukaryota; Evosea; Eumycetozoa; Dictyosteliales; Dictyosteliaceae.
AUGUCUACCGUAGGUUAUUUAGCAACCAAUUCUAAUAGAAUUUAUAAAACUGAAGUAACAGCAGAAAUUGAUUUUUUCGAAAGUGUUCUUUUGGAUGAUUCACAAAAUAAAUUGUUUAGAAAGGCAUCAGCAUAUUUAAAUAAGGGUAACAUUAACCAUCAUUUUAAUGAAAGAAAGCAAACAUUGGUUAAUUAUGCUUCAUCGAUAAACAGAUUCGAGGUGAUUGCCCAAAUCAUGGUGUUUAGUCCAGAUUUGAACAUUGGAGACUCUGAUGGAUUAACACCUCUUCAUUAUAGUGUCAUCCAUAACAAUUACGAUCUUGUACUAUUGUUUUUAAAGAAUGGGGCUGAUCCAAAUACUUCAUCGAGCCAAUUCUCAACACCGUUGUCCUUUUCAAUUAGAUACAAGUUUCAUGAUAUCACUAAUUUGUUGUUGCAAAGCGACUACCAUGCAGAAGAAAAAGAGAAGAUUAGAAGAUUAAGAGAGGAAAGAGAGAAUCUAACUGACCAAGAGGCACUAUCAAGACUUGAUUUAAAGUAUGCCAGAAUGUGCGCAGGUAUCACCAGAAAGGAAACACUAGAUGAGAUAUACAAAAAAAAGGAAGAAGAACGUAAGAUUAUAAGCGUUAAGGGCUACAAUGUUUACUUUGCUCCUACCGUAAGAACUGAUGUCAAUUUUCAAGAUCGUCUUGGCAUGACACCAUUAAUGUGGGCCACAAUCAGAAAAAACGAAAGAUUAGUUCAAUAUUUGGUUACUGGAGGUGUUGACAUUCUACUCAAAGAUGUUUUCAACAGAGAUUCUUUGUUCUUUUCCACUAUUUACAGUGACGAUAGAAUCUUUUUUUUACUCGAUAGAUCAGCCAAAUUUCAUGCCGACUAUAGAAAGCAACUAUUAAACCCCCAUGGUUUUGAAUUAAAUAAAUUUAUUAAAUACUACCAUGAUGAUAUUUUGAAAGGCCUUGAAGAAAUCGAAAAGAAUGAAGCAGCAGGUUUUGAACUAAGCAAUGGUGAUGAAAGUUCAAAGGGAUCAGAUAAUAAAAAUAACAAUGAUAUAAAGAAACCAACUCCUAUGGACUUGUAUAGAGCUGCACCAAAAUUUAUACUUAAAUUAAUUAAGAACCAUAAAAUUUCUGAAUCAACUCAUAAAAUUCCAGUUCUUAAAGAUAAAUGUGCAAUUUGUCAAGUUAAACCAAUUAUUGUUUCAUUUAGCCCAUGUGGAUGUUCUAAUGUCUGUUUUCAAUGUUCAGAAGGCAUUCGUUUUUGCCCAACAUGCGGUGGAGAAGUCGAUGCAACAUUAAUAAGUAGUGGUAGUCUUAAUUUUUUUAAUAAUCAAAAUAAGGGUAUUAUUGAACAUAAUAAUAGAGUUAAUAGUAUAAAUAGCUUUAAUAAUAAUAAUAAUAUUAAUAAUAAUAAUAAUAAUAUUAAAAAUGAAAAAAAUGAAAAAAAUAAUGUCAACUAUAAUCAUAUGAAUAAUCAAAUGAAUAAUAAUAAUAGUUAUAAUAACAAUAGUAAUAAUAAUAAUAAUAAUAAUAAUAACAACAACUAUAAUAACAAUAACAAUAACAAUAACAAUAACAAUAACAAUAACAAUAACAAUAACAAUAACAACAAUAAUAAUAAUAGAAAUAACAAUCCAAAUAGUAGCGAUGGUGAUAGUGAAGAAGAUGAUAAUAAUAACGAUGAUAGCAAUAAUUAUAAUAAUACAAAUAGUAGUAUUAAUAGUAAUGAUUUUAAUAAUUAUACCAGAAACAUGUUAAAAUUAAAAAGUAGUGGCAACUAUAACAAUAACAAUAACAAUAACAAUAACAAUAACAAUAACAAUAACAAUAAUAAUAAUAACAAUAACAAUAAGAUUAGACACAAUAAUAACUAUCAUAAUAAUUAUAAUAGUAAUAAUGGUAAUAAUAAUAAUUUCAAAUUAGUUGUCAGAGAUAAUAAACUUGUUGUAACCACAGAAAUAGAUGAUAAUGAUAAUGAUAAUAAUAGUAGUAGUAAUAAUGAUAAAACUAGGAACAGUUAUGAUGAUUUUGUUAGCGAUAGUGGCACUAACUUUUUUGGUACUACUCAAAGCACUGAAUAUAAUAGUAACUACAAUAAUAGUAACAGUAUCAAUCUCAGUAAUCAAAUCAAUACCUUUGACGAGUUUUUAGAAGGAAAUUUAUUAAAUAGUAACAGUAACAGUAAUAAUAGUAACAGUAAUAGUAACAAUAACGAUAAUAGUAACGAUAAUAGUAGUAAUAGUUAUAAUGGACUCAAAUUGGGUAAUACUAAAAAUGCAUAUGGAAAUUUAAUGAAUUUCACAAAUUAUCAAGAAAAUCUUAGAAAUGGUAUUCAAGAUGAAAAUAUGGAGGUUUUAAUUCAAAAUCUAAUCAAUACUCAAAAAAAUUAUUUAAAUUAUAUUGAUAUUAAAAAUAAUAACAACAAUAAAAAUAAUAAAAACAACUUUAACAACUAUAAC